AUGUCGGGCGAGCGUCGCGCGUCCCGCUGGUACUUCGGGGGCCUGGCCUCCUGCGGCGCCGCCUGCUGCACGCACCCGCUCGACCUGCUCAAGGUCCACCUGCAGACGCAGCAGGAGGUGAAGCUGCAGAUGACGGGCAUGGCGCUCAAGGUGAUCCGGACCGACGGCUUCCUGGCGCUCUACAAUGGACUCAGCGCUUCCCUGUGCCGCCAGAUGACGUACUCCCUGACCCGCUUCGCCAUCUACGAGUCGGCCCGCGACCACCUGGCCGGGGGCAGCCGCGGCCCCCCGCCCUUCUACCAGAAGGUGCUGCUCGGAGCCUUCGGAGGUUUCACCGGCGGAUUGGUGGGGACCCCCGCAGACAUGGUCAACGUCAGGAUGCAGAACGACGUGAAGCUGCCGGCCAACCGCAGGCGGAACUACUCCCACGCCCUCAAUGGCUUGUACCGCGUGGCACGUGAAGAAGGCUUGAAGAAGUUGUUCUCUGGUGCCACGAUGGCGUCAAGCCGUGGAGCCCUCGUCACGGUCGGGCAGCUCUCCUGUUACGAUCAGGCCAAGCAGCUGGUCCUCACCACGGGACUUCUCUCCGACAACAUCUUCACCCACUUCCUCGCCAGCUUCAUUGCCGGCGGGUGUGCCACCUUCCUGUGCCAGCCUCUGGACGUGCUCAAGACCCGCCUGAUGAGUUCCCAGGGAGAGUAUAAGGGCGUCGUUCACUGUGCCGUGGAGACGGCUAAACUCGGUCCAUUGGCCUUCUACAAGGGCUUCUUCCCGGCCGCCAUCCGCCUGGUGCCGCACACCGUCCUCACCUUCGUCUUCCUGGAACAACUCCGCAAAUAUUUUGGGAUCAAAAUUCCGGCCUGAUCCCGGGCCCCGCAGGGUGACGCCCCCUCCCCGCCGAAGCCGCCCCCGCCCCCAGCCUGGUCUGGGGUCCUUCCAAAGAGGCCGAGGAAGGGAGAGAGGCCGGGACGGUGGUUUCACCUUCCCGAUCCCCUUUUCCGGAAUCGCCCCGGCCUGGAUCUUCCCGUGACUUUCCAGCGACAAAAGUCGUCAUCCUUCCUCACCUCUUCCCCCCGCCGGCUUGAUCCGCCUUAAGCGAACGAGGCCGCGACCCGACCCCGUGAAAGAGGGAAGGGGAGGGCGGCCGCCCAGAGGGUCUCAAGUCGAUCAGAGAGGGCUUCGUCCAAGUUCCCUUCGCUCCCGUCGGAGGGGAGGGAUUUCCGUGUUUCCAGUAGCUCCCUCGCGUUGGGGGGCUACUGGGGGUGCGGGGCGAAGAGGCCGGGCCCGAGGCCUACCCUCCGGCCAAACUUCCUUUCACACUUCACCUUCCCUCCUCGAAGCACUUUAAAAACGAUAACCGUUGGAGAGUCGGGGCGAGUGGAAGGGGGUGAGGAAGAGAAGCGCGCCCCUCUCCCCGACCUCUCUCUAUGGGGGGAGACCCCGUUUUGAGAAUCCCCCUCCCGCAGACCCCAACUCCAUCAUCUCAGAUUCCCCCGCACCCCUCCACCCUCCCUUCUCCCCGUCCACAGCCGGAGCGUGGCGAUGUCUUAAGCCGAGGGUGGGCGCGGGGGGUCUUCGGAAGGAAAAGAAAGUGGAUUUUAGAGGUGACCCUUCUCACCCCCGAGAGGUGAGAAGCGAGGCGAUCCCGUUCCGCUUUGUCUUCGACCCCGGGGCUUCCCCGCUCCAAACCCCGGCCUCUGGGAGUUGGCAAGGCCGGUCAGUCUCCCCCCCUUCGAGGGCAUUUCUUCCCCACCCGGGCCAUCCCUCCAGUACCGCUCCAUCUCGCUUCUAAGAUCAAAAAAGCAGUCGCAAAUUUUCCCGGCCACCUGAAGGUCGCCGCUUCUCUUCAGGGAUUCCGACCGCUGCUUCCUCCUCUUCUUCCCCGCUUGGCGUUCUGUCCUGCGGGGCCUAAGAAAGGUCUCGCACCCCCCUCACCCCCAAUUUCCACAGAUAUAGGAUCAAUCGGGCAGCAAGGGUGACGGAUCUGGAGCCAAAGCAUCACGUCUCUUUAGCUACUCCCUUGGAAGGGGGUUCAACUCUAGCCCUGACCCCUUAAGGGUGACGUGAGGCCCGUUCCUGUCCCCAGGUGCCCCCAUUCCAUGCUCCUCCGCUUUCCCGCCUCCCAUCCCGUGUCCCACGUGCGCUGUGAAAUCCUCCCCUCGGGCAUUAUGGGGCCCAAAGGAAUUUGGAUCCGGGCGGCCCGUUUGUGAUUCCGAGAAACGAGAAUAAAUCAGCAGGAAGAGCG
Molecule: messenger RNA, 2245 nt
Organism: Tachyglossus aculeatus (Australian echidna)
Lineage: Eukaryota; Metazoa; Chordata; Mammalia; Monotremata; Tachyglossidae
Product: mitochondrial dicarboxylate carrier
Exons: 11
Coding region: 1-864 (287 amino acids)
Biological process (GO): thiosulfate transport; oxaloacetate transport; mitochondrial transport
Cellular component (GO): mitochondrial membrane
Molecular function (GO): oxaloacetate transmembrane transporter activity; succinate transmembrane transporter activity; antiporter activity
Source: RefSeq, a predicted model, not a curated record